Molecule: messenger RNA, 675 nt
Organism: Trichobilharzia szidati
Lineage: Eukaryota; Metazoa; Platyhelminthes; Trematoda; Strigeidida; Schistosomatidae
Source: the annotation of a GenBank genome assembly
AUGAAUUUAUGCUAUGAUGAUAUGGUUAUUAACAUAAUCAUACUAGAAAAUGAUACGCAGAAAACAAUGAGGUUGAAAACACUUCUCCUGUACUUCAUGCUUUGCUUGCUGGUUCAUAUACAUGCUGGCAACGGGGAAAAUAUAGCAGAGGGUGACGACGAGGAACAUGACGCAGAGGGUGACAACGAGGAACAUGACGCAGAGGGUGACAACGAGGAACAUGACGCAGAGGGUGACAACGAGGAACAUGACGCAGAGGGUGACAACGAGGAACAUGACGCAGAUGGUGCGGCCAAGUUUAUUGCGGACUAUGAUCCGAAUUUAACACUAGACGCAUACGCCGAAUCAUACAGUCAAAUUUUGAAGGAUAAAUUUUUCAUAAUCGAACUUGAGACAUACGUAGAUCCUCAGAAUGCGGAGGAAGCAAUAAAACGUGAAAUCCUCAGACUUGAACACUUGUAUCAAAGUAAAUGGGCAAAGGAAUUUCUCGAGUUAUAUUAUGCAAAUUCUAUACCUGUGCCUUACGAUUUGAAGCUUACAAAUGGACACUUCCUGACGUUUUGUGCAGAUGAGAUUGUGAAGACAUUGUGUGCAAUAAUUGGAUCCGAGUCUGCCAGCAGCUACUCUCCACUGACAUAUUAUACAUUUCAAGAGACAGCAGCUAAUCUGACAUAA